This is a messenger RNA of Dermacentor silvarum, 2372 nucleotides long. RefSeq lists its product as uncharacterized. The record is from RefSeq and is a predicted model, not a curated record. The transcript has 2 exons. Bases 16 to 531 code for a protein of 171 amino acids. Lineage: Eukaryota; Metazoa; Arthropoda; Arachnida; Ixodida; Ixodidae.
GGCUUUGACAAGGCAAUGCUCUUGUGUUUCCCCCAGGCGCAGCAACCUGGCGCUGCCCCUGUAGCACGCCAAGUGCCGCUCAUCACUGGUGGCAGUACUGCAGUAACGGCCAACUCCCUGCUCAUGGUCAAGGUGAUGCCCAGCAAGGUGCUGCCCUCCAAGGUGCUCCAGGAAGAGAUCCAGCAGUUGGAGGCCCAGUAUCGCAGGGUAGUGGACGGGCAGAACCCUGUGCCCUGGUUGGCGCAGCGCGGGGUGCUCCAGACAGACUUGCCGUGCAAGUUCUGUCGCGACGGCAGGGCCCUGCUCCAGCCUGACACCAGCGCGAUCAACGGCUACAGCUUGCGCUGCCGCCGGGUCAGGUGGGUUCUUGCCCUGGGGGUUAAUCAGUCCUUCAUCCUGUGCCUUCAUCUGGUCACAGCAUGUGCAUUUAAUUCGCAGACCCACUUGAGCUGCAGGGAAGUGUGCACUCGGUUCUUUGUUCUGCUGGAUCUCCAGCCAUGUUUUGUACAACACCAUGAAACUGCCAAUUGAUCCGAACAUGUGCUGACAGCCGUAUUUUAAAUGAAGAAGGGAAAAGACGCGGGUGGGGUAGAAAUUCAAGGGUGCGUGUGAUGGCACAGAAUGUAAGCUUUCUGUGUUGUUAUGGCAACUUUGACAGUGGAAUGGGAAUCGAAAUGUAGCCUUAUUUUCCACUUACCAUAUGGGGCAUACACGUGAACAGCACUUGGGCUGUGGUGCCCUUUGGUUAAUGUCUCCAUCACUAACACUCCGAGCAUCUUACGCAUGUGUCAUUAGCCAUUACGUUGGUAUGGGGGAAAGCUAAGUUGCUGCUCCAAAAGUUCUUUCACUGUACACCAUAAAAGGCUCAAAUCAUGCGUAUGGGAAUUUGCUAACCCCUUUACACACUGCUGCUGCGCCAGUAAUCGAAGCCUGUGCGUUCUUUGAUAAGCCUGCAAUCCAAAAGACCCAAGAGCCGAGUGUACUGGCCUGCACGCACACUAUACAUUCAGUGCUGUCACAGCGCCCAAUUUGUAAAGCACAAUGUCGCUACUCUGUGGGCCCCUUAUUUGAACUUGUUUAACCAUGGAAGGGACACUUGAAGGAAGGCCAAGCAAGUGUUCAUUACCUCAUAUACCUGGUGGUUUUGCUUCUUACUGCUGGUCUCAGCUUCGUUGUUCAUUGUCUUGGAUCACAAGGCAUAGCUGCUGUGUGAUGCGAAUAGAUGGCCUAUAGUGAAACCGGUGUUUUUAAUUAGCUUCACCCGAGUGGCAGAAUUUGUUGGAGCAAGAAGUUUACCUUGGCUGUGAUUCAAGUACUUCAGUUCCUGGUGUCCUAAGGCGGCAUUUUUUGUCAGCAUUUUGGUCUGUCGUUUAAUACCGCCGUUACUGGGUGUCCAACUUCUAGGGGUUCAAAUUGGAUGAUGUUCUAAUUUGAGUAAGUCAUACUUAAGAAAGGCAUCAACACACUCAUUGUUGGGAGAACUGCAGAAUAAAAGAUUCCUGGCGAUUCUUUUAAUACUUUUUUUUUUUUUGCGCUUCGCUCGUUCUGCUGUAGUAAAAUGCGUGAAUGACACGUGUAAAUGCUAGUGCGCCUUAUAAAUGUUUAGGCAUUCUUGCAGUGUAGUACCACACUCUGAACUACAGUAUAACAUAUGAAAUACUUGUUCUCAGUCUCUUUAUGCACAGUGUAAUUUCCCUGUGGCUUAAUAAUCUGCAAUGCUAUGCAUUGUAUGCAAGUUCUGUAUAUAGUGCCUUGCUGUUGUGUGAGUAUCUUUCAAAAGUAAGGAAUGACAGCUACAGUGGUGUAACAGGUUCCAUCACUUUCCCCGACGGGAAACGAAUGCCGACAGUUCAUUCUGAUGUAUGCAAGGGUUAUUGCCUGCUUGUCAUAAGUAACGUCAUAAUCACAUAGUUGGCAAGGGUUUGCAAAUAGUUAAUUUUAACAUGUAAAAGAAAAAGAGUUUUUUAGAGAAAGGAGGGGGGGGGGGGGGGAGUAAUGCAGUGUUGUGCAAGUUAUAGUUUUGUAUAGGUGAAGUUGUUACUUGUUCACUCCUUGGCUGCAUUUUCAAUACUGUAAAUGUUGAUGCUUGGGCUGUUUUUGAAAUUGGUCACUUUACAUUGAAAAAGCUACCCUGAAUGAAGCCCCGUCAUUUGUGUUAAUCUAAAUCUACCUCAUAUCUGCCGUUAAACUCCACCGUUAAAGGUUUUGUGUCAAGUUCCCUUUGCCAGCUGCUGAACUUUGCAUCUUUCACAGAAAUCGCACUGCGACUUGAAUGCGGGACAAGGUAAUCCUAAGGCAGGGCAUGUUGAAUUUGUCAAAUUUGUUUAUCCCCUGCUCCCCCCCCCCCCCUUUUUUUUUUAAGACAGAGCUUU